Arachis duranensis is the source of this 375-nucleotide messenger RNA. RefSeq lists its product as uncharacterized. The transcript has a single exon. Lineage: Eukaryota; Viridiplantae; Streptophyta; Magnoliopsida; Fabales; Fabaceae. The record is from RefSeq and is a predicted model, not a curated record. The coding region runs from base 1 to 375 and encodes 124 amino acids.
AUGGAAGCCUAUGAAAAUGCAAGGAUCUAUAAGGAGAAGACUAAGGCAUUCCCUGAUCACCACGUUCGCAAGAAAGAUUUCCAAGAGGGUGAUGAAGUUCUUCCAUACAAAUCAAGACUUAGGUUCAUGCCGGGCAAGCUUCGCUCAAUGUGGGAUGGGCCUUUUAAAGUGAAAGAAGUGAAGCCCUACCGAGUGGUUGAGCUUUUCCAUCCUCAAAGUGGAGCAACAUUUAAAGUGAAUAGCCACAGAGUGAAAAGUAUAAUGUUUAUAAGUCACCAAAGAAAUUGGAAGUAUAUCUUCUUGAGGAUGCACCCGGGGGAGAAGAGUCUUGAGCUCAUGACCGUCCAACUUAAGGACGUUAAAGAAAAGUGUUAG